Messenger RNA from Aureobasidium subglaciale EXF-2481, 1864 nucleotides. RefSeq lists its product as uncharacterized. The coding region runs from base 417 to 1706 and encodes 429 amino acids. The record is from RefSeq and is a predicted model, not a curated record. NCBI's taxonomy places the organism in Eukaryota, Fungi, Ascomycota, Dothideomycetes, Dothideales, Saccotheciaceae. The transcript is spliced from 7 exons.
AAGCUUAGCGCAGGAAGGAUUCCUUCCAACAUCCGACACUUUGCCUUGUACAUGCCGCGACAGACCCUUCGUCUCGUCACGGCUUGCUGCGACGAGUGCAUAUCAGAACUCACUCCAAGCUUAACGACCCGUCCAGAAAUUCCCUGCAAUAUGCAAUCACGCACCUAGCGUUUUCUGACUCCCAAGUCGACGAUCAAUCCACAAUCAAGACUUUGAGCUGAGCCCUUACCAUUUAGUUUUCUCAGACACUCAUAUCAACGAGAGGACAUCAAGGAAGCUAUUUCAUUUUCUUCUUCUUUUCUAGAACAGAAUCAUCCUUCUUGCUCGACCUUACGUCUUUGUCACCAGUCCACUCGUUCUUUUGUGGUCUCAUCCCACACCGUUCUCUUUUGGCGUCAGGACGAAGUUCAGCCGAUAUGAAGCUCUCUUUCGGGUUAUUUACGGCUCUCGCGAUCGUGACGAUGACUGGCGCGACUUCCGAUGCUCCAUCCGCUUUGGAGAUGGCGCAGGCGUCUUACCCAAAGUGCGCGCUUGGGUGUCUAGCCAGGUUGAUACCUCAAUCCCCUUGCACCUUGACAGAUGUCGAGUGUUUGUGCACGAAUGUUUCCCUGAAUGCCAACCUGACGGUAUGUGUUCUUGAAUCAUGCACUACAUAUCAAGGAUUGGUGACAAAAAAUGUCUCUUCAACCAUGUGUGGAGCACCCGUCCGAGAUCAGAGGAUGAAGCCACUUCUUGUGGGCGUCAUUGGUGGUGCUAUCGCUUUGAUGAUAUUCAUCCUACGCAUGUGUUCUGGACUUCCUGCUGGCGGUCGCCCUCUGGGCUGGGAUGACUACACUAUUUGUAUCGCCGUAGCGCUUGGAACUCCACCAACAGUCUUCAGUGUACUCUUAUCCAAAAACGGCCUUGGAAAGGACAUGUGGACUCUACCUCUAGCUAACAUUGAGAAUGUGCUUUUCUAUUACUAUCUCGGCGAGAUCUUCUAUUUCGCGUCACUCACUGCGACCAAGAUCUCGAUUCUAGCGUUCUUCCUACGCGUUUUCCCACAGCAAAACUUCCGCAAGAUCAUUUACGUCGUGAUCGGAAUCUGUGCAGCCUACGGGAUAUCUUUUGUCCUGGCGACAACAUUCCAAUGUCAUCCGGUCCCGUACUCCUGGAAGCAGCUUGAUGAUAGCUACCCUGGCUCAUGCAACAACAUUCACGUCCAAGGAUGGUUGAGUGCGGUUUUUAAUAUUGUCAUCGAUCUGGUCAUCUUGGUUCUGCCGCUGAAAGAACUUUAUUCACUUCAAACCAGCUUGAAGAAGAAGCUCAUGGUCAUGGUCAUGUUCUCACUUGGUAUCUUUGUUACUUUCGUUAGUGUUGUUCGUCUGCACUCUUUGAUUGUCUUUGCAAACUCCCAAAACAUUACGUGGGACUAUAAUGAUGCAGCCUGGUGGAGCACUGUCGAAAUCCACGUCGGCAUUAUCUGUGCGUGCUUGCCGUCUGUUCGAGCCCUCUUUGUGUCGCUCGGUGCUUCGUCGCUUGGUACGACCAAAGCCGCUUCCCGACCAACUGGACGUCAAGCUUCCAGCAUUUCAGCAGUAUCCAGUAGCUCGCCGGGUGGAAGCAAAAUUGGCGCGUUGGUCAAGGAGAAGCCACUCGGUGUUCCAAGAUAUGGAGAUGAAGAAGAUUUCAUCCCGCUGGUCGAUCUUGGCCAUAGCAAAGAUUGACUCGGACUUUCUCUCUGGACUAUCCUUGAGGAGGACGACAAUCAGGUUGGGAACAAGCCUUCUAACACAUAGACUCUUGAGAUACGCCAAGAAACAUGGCUAUUGGGCCAUUUUCACAGAGUAUCGGUAUGGCCGCAAUGCAAAACCGAGAAUGUGGU